Molecule: messenger RNA, 1718 nt
Organism: Lecanosticta acicola
Lineage: Eukaryota; Fungi; Ascomycota; Dothideomycetes; Mycosphaerellales; Mycosphaerellaceae
Source: the annotation of a GenBank genome assembly
AUGCGCGAAGUCAUCAGCUUGAACGGUAUGUUUACUCCUAUUCUGGCAGGGUCGCGCGCCUUGACCGCCAGAUUGGGCCUCGCCGUUGCAAACUGCUCAGAUGCUGACCGUGACCGUGAACAGUCGGCCAGGCUGGUUGCCAGAUCGCCAACAGCUGCUGGGAGGUUAGUACAAGCACACCACACAAUGCAAGAGAUGGAACACACCGUGGGAUGAGGAAAAUACGGGUGCCUGAAGAGACAGAAACUGACUUGGACACAGCUCUACUGCCUUGAGCACGGUAUUCAGGUAUGCACACCCUUCGAACAUCCUCGAGGAUAUGGAAAGGACACUGACAACUGUCACAGCCUGAUGGAUACCUCACCGAGGAGCGCAAGGCCGCCGAUGAUGACCAUGGCUUCUCCACUUUCUUCUCCGAGACUGGUAUGCUCAAAGCCUGAUCUACCAUGCUUUCACUUCCACUGACAUGUGUGCAGGUCAGGGCAAGUACGUGCCACGCACCAUCUACUGCGAUCUCGAGCCAAACGUCGUCGAUGAGGUCCGCACCGGCGCAUACCGCAGCCUCUUCCACCCCGAGCAGAUGAUCACUGGCAAGGAGGAUGCCUCCAACAACUACGCUCGUGGUCACUACACCGUCGGAAAGGAGCUCAUCGACCAGGUCUUGGACAAGGUCCGCCACGUCGCCGACAACUGCUCCGGUCUGCAAGGUUUCCUCGUCUUCCACAGCUUCGGUGGUGGUACUGGUUCCGGUUUCGGUGCUCUCCUGAUGGAGCGCCUGUCCGUCGACUACGGCAAGAAGUGCAAGCUCGAGUUCUGCGUCUACCCAGCACCACAGGUCGCCACCUCGGUCGUCGAGCCAUACAACUCCAUCUUGACCACCCACACCACCCUUGAGCACAGCGACUGCUCUUUCAUGGUCGACAACGAGGCCAUCUACGACAUCUGCCGACGCAACCUCGGUAUCGAGCGUCCCAACUACGAGAACCUGAACCGCCUGAUCGCUCAGGUCGUCUCCUCCAUCACCGCCUCGCUCCGCUUCGAUGGCUCGCUCAACGUGGAUCUGAACGAGUUCCAGACCAACUUGGUCCCAUACCCGCGUAUCCACUUCCCUCUCGUUGCAUACGCUCCUAUCGUCUCCGCAGCCAAGGCCGCCCACGAGGCCAACAGCGUCCAGGAGAUCAGCAUGUCUUGCUUCGAGCCAAACAGCCAGAUGGUUAAGUGCGAUCCACGCAACGGCAAGUACAUGGCCACCUGCUUGCUCUACCGCGGUGAUGUCGUUCCUCAGGUCGUUCACCAGGCUGUCGCCACCCUCAAGACCAAGCGUACCAUCCAAUUCGUCGACUGGUGCCCAACUGGAUUCAAGAUUGGUAUCUGCUACCAGCCACCACAGAUGGUGCCAAACGGCGACCUUGCCAAGGUCAACCGUGCCGUCUGCAUGUUGUCCAACACCACCGCCAUUGCCGAGGCCUGGUCGGCCCUCUCGCACAAGUAAGUGAACUCGUGAUCACGAAGUGCCUGCUGCAUUUACUGACCCAAUCAACUCCAGGUUCGACCUCAUGUACAGCAAGCGUGCCUUCGUCCACUGGUACGUUGGUGAGGGUAUGGAGGAGGGUGAGUUCUCCGAGGCUCGUGAGGACUUGGCUGCGCUCGAGCGCGACUACGAGGAGGUUGCCGCCGACUCCGCCGAGGGCGAGGAGGGCGCCGAGGCCGAGUACUAA